AGCCACCUGCUGCUCUCUCCUUUCAUAGGUUUAAGAGGAGCCCUGGUGAGCUCCUUGGACUCCUGUGAACAUCAGCAAGUAUAUUCUGGAAGGUAAGAGGCAAGGACUGUCACACUAAUUUUUACCUCCAUAGAAGCAAACUAGCCUUCACCGCACAGACUCACAACAUUGGAGGAAACUUCCCCAAGCAGCCAAGAAGCUAGCAAAGAGAGCCUACUCCGCUUCUCCGCUGGGUGAGGCUGGAUGGUCCUCACCCCUGAAGAUGAUUUCAUGGAGGAAGCUCUGUUGGCGUUAUCAUGUGUGGACCCUGGGCUGCUACAUGCUGCUGGCCGUCAUUGCCCUGAAGCUGUCCCUCAGACUGAGGUGUCUGGACUCUGAGGAAUAUCAAACCCAGUACUGCAGGGAUUUCCUGUACAAGACCCUGAAGCUGCCAGCAAAGAGGUCCAUCAACUGUUCAGGGGUCACUCGAGGGGAGCAGACAGCAGUGAUCCAGGCUCUGCUGAAUAACCUGGAGAUCAAGAGGAAACGGCAGCCCUUCACAGAGGCCGACUACCUUAGCAUGACGGCCGACUGUGAGCACUUCAAAACCCAGAGGAAGUUCAUAGAGUUCCCGCUGAGCAAAGAAGAGGCCGACUUCCCCAUUGCAUACUCCAUGGUGGUUCAUGAGAAGAUUGAGAACUUUGAAAGGCUGCUGCGAGCUGUGUACACCCCUCAGAACAUAUACUGUGUCCAUGUGGACCAGAAGUCUCCAGAAACCUUCAAGCAGGCAGUCAGGGCCAUUGCCUCAUGCUUCCCGAAUGUCUUCUUAGCUCGUAAGUUGGUAUCAGUGGUGUAUGCUUCCUGGUCCAGGGUGCAGGCUGACCUGAACUGCAUGGAAGACUUGAUCCAGAGCCCCGUGCCAUGGAAAUACUUCCUGAACACCUGCGGGACAGACUUUCCCAUCAAGACCAAUGCUGAGAUGGUCCAGGCCCUCAAGCUAUUGAAUGGGCAGAACAGUAUGGAGUCAGAGGUACCGCCUACACACAAAACAUCCCGCUGGAAAUAUCACUAUGAGGUGAGGGACACAUUGCACAUAACCGGCAAGAGGAAGACCCCUCCCCCGAAUAACAUGACCAUGUUCACUGGGAAUGCCUACAUGGUGGCCUCUCGGGACUUCAUCGAACAUGUAUUAAGCGACUCCAAAGCCCAACAGCUGAUCGAAUGGGUAAAAGACACCUAUAGCCCCGAUGAGCACCUUUGGGCCACCCUCCAGCGUGCCCCAUGGAUGCCUGGAUCGGCUCCCUUGCACCGCAAGUUUGACCUCUCAGACAUGAGGUCUAUCGCGAGGCUAACCAAGUGGCAGGACCACGAGGGAGACAUCGAGGCCGGGGCACCUUACACACCGUGCUCAGGGAUGCACCAGCGGGCUGUCUGUAUUUAUGGGUCUGGAGACCUGCACUGGAUACUUCAGAACCAACACCUCUUGGCCAACAAGUUUGACCCAAAGGUGGAUGAUAAUGUUCUUCAGUGUCUAGAAGAAUAUUUACGUCACAAGGCCAUCUAUGGGACUGAACUGUGAGACACCCUGGAAGACAAUUGCUACCUGUGUGACAGGGAGUCGCCAGGACCUACUGGGGCAAUGCGGGGUGGGCAUCUGGGGAACUGUCCUUUAGGAUGGGGGCUGCUAUUGAAGAGUGGGUGAGUAGACCCUUACCCCUUGUGAGCUGCUGCUGGUGAAUGUGGCUAGUCUCCGGUUCUCAACCCAGCAGCCCCCCUUUGGCACCCUCGCAGGGCAAGAACAAGAAAUACUGUUAUUUGGGAGAAUAGGGAGGGGACAUGUGACUCUAGAUUCUGGCUGAAGGCUUCCUGUCAGGUUCUCCCAGAGACUCUGUUUAAAUACUCCCGGGACUGGUCACAGGGGGGCAACUUUAGUGGAAAAAGCCUUCCCUUUUAUACAGUUAAUUUAAAAUAAAUAGCUUCCAAACCAAAGUCCUACCCCUACAGUGUUGUCUAUGGGCCCAGAAAUAAUCUACACAGAUGAACUGUAUGAGGUUUGUAUGUUGGACAGUUAGUCUCUAGUGCUGGCAAGAAAGUCUCCAUGGCAAGCUGUGUAGAUGGCAAACUGAAUCACAGAGCUAAUGCUCUCAUUACUGAAAGCCUUCUUAGUUUUGUUUAUGUUGGUAGAUUCUGAGUUUUCCACAAGGGGAAGGGACAGAGUGAUUUAACUAGUUUGCUGAGUAUGUGCUUAGAAGAAAAGUAUGGAAGCUUCCUGGCCAAAGCUUCCGAUCCCAUACCAGCAACCGUUUCACUGAAGCUCAUUUUGGUAGGGAUGGAGGCGGCACUGCUAAUAAUUAGGCUGGGGAGUGAAAGUAAACUGUAUUGCUAACCCAAGAUGCCUGAGACUUCUGUGUUUAAACCUCUUGAAUCAAAGCUUCAUUUCAUUAUUUGACUAUUAAGCUCACUAUUUGUGACUCUGUAGAUGGUACAUUUCUCUGUGGGACACAUUAAUGUAUGUAAAUGUGUAUGUAUAAAUGCUAAAAUAUGCAAAUUUACAGGCACACAUUCCCCAUUGAAAUUGCUUCCCCUCUGAAGACCCAGAGCUAAUUGUUGGCCAGUAUGCAUUCUAUUCUGUAAUGAGCAAGGGGCACUAAAAACUAUAGGCAGAACCUUUGAAUAUGGCUUAGCAGACUGUGUAAACGUCCCAGAAGAAGGAUUUAUGUACAGAUUAACUUUGUGUAAUUUGAAUGAAGCUUUCAUCAACAUGUUUUAAUGUUAA
This is a messenger RNA of Psammomys obesus (fat sand rat), 2755 nucleotides long. RefSeq names its product glucosaminyl (N-acetyl) transferase 3, mucin type (gene Gcnt3). Gene Ontology annotation, cellular component: membrane. NCBI's taxonomy places the organism in Eukaryota, Metazoa, Chordata, Mammalia, Rodentia, Muridae. Bases 263 to 1558 code for a protein of 431 amino acids. The record is from RefSeq and is a predicted model, not a curated record. Gene Ontology annotation, molecular function: acetylglucosaminyltransferase activity. The transcript is spliced from 2 exons.